This is a messenger RNA of Ornithodoros turicata, 1216 nucleotides long. Its product is annotated as cytochrome c oxidase subunit 1-like. The transcript has a single exon. Lineage: Eukaryota; Metazoa; Arthropoda; Arachnida; Ixodida; Argasidae. Gene Ontology annotation, biological process: mitochondrial electron transport, cytochrome c to oxygen; electron transport coupled proton transport. Gene Ontology annotation, cellular component: membrane. The record is from RefSeq and is a predicted model, not a curated record. Gene Ontology annotation, molecular function: heme binding; cytochrome-c oxidase activity.
CCUUAAUCGGCCAUUUUACCGCGAUGACUUUACUCUACAAAUCAUAAAGACAUUGGAACAAUAUAUUUAAUAUUUGGAGCAUGGUCAAUAAUAGUUGGAAUAUCACUUAGUAUUCUUAUUCGAUCAGAACUAGGCCAACCAGGAUCAUUAAUCAGAGAUGACCAAAUUUACAACGUAAUUGUUACAUCUCAUGCAUUUAUUAUAAUUUUCUUUAUAGUUAUGCCAAUCAUAAUUGGUGGAUUUGGAAAUUGAAUAAUCCCAAUUAUGCUUGGAACUCCAGAUAUAGCUUUUCCACGGAUAAACAACAUAAGAUUUUGACUUCUCCCACCUUCACUAUUAUUACUAUUAUCUUCAUCAAUAGUAGAAAAUGGAGCUGGAACUGGAUGAACAGUAUACCCACCCCUUGCAUCAAACAUUUCUCAUUCCGGAAUAUCAGUAGAUCUAGCUAUUUUCAGUCUUCACUUAGCAGGAAUUUCUUCAAUCUUAGGUUCUAUUAACUUCAUCAGAACUAUUAUAAAUAUACGACCAAAAGGAAUAACACUUGAGCGAAUUCCACUAUUUUUAUGAUCUGUUUUUGUUACAACAAUUUUACUUCUUUUAUCUCUCCCAGUUUUAGCAGGAGCCAUUACCAUAUUACUAACUGAUCGAAAUUUUAACACAUCUUUCUUUGACCCAGCAGGAGGAGGCGAUCCAAUUUUAUAUCAACAUUUGUUUUGAUUUUUUGGUCACCCUGAAGUAUAUAUUUUAAUUCUUCCAGGAUUUGGAAUAAUUUCCCAUAUUAUUUGUUUUCAAACAGGAAAAAAGGAACCUUUUGGGACAUUAGGAAUAAUUUAUGCUAUAGUAGCAAUUGGCCUUCUUGGAUUUAUUGUAUGGGCUCAUCAUAUAUUCACUGUUGGAAUAGAUGUAGACACCCGAGCCUAUUUUACUGCAGCAACAAUAAUUAUUGCUGUCCCAACCGGAAUCAAAAUUUUUAGCUGAUUAGCCACACUUCAUGGAGUUCAUAUACAAUAUGAUACCCCUAUUUUAUGAUCCCUGGGAUUUGUCUUCCUAUUCACAAUAGGUGGUUUAACAGGAAUUAUUUUAGCUAACUCAUCAAUUGACAUUAUUCUUCAUGAUACAUAUUAUGUCGUAGCUCACUUCCAUUAUGUUUUAUCAAUAGGAGCAGUAUUUGCUAUUUUAGCUGGAAUCACCCAUUGAUUCCCAAUAUUUUUUGGUU